GUUAAUAGUCUUUCCAAAUGAUUGUGCCGUUUGAUGGGAAAUAGUGAACGGAAAAAUUUCAAGAUUGCAGUUCGUCGGACGAGACUGCGCUUGAAAAUUCCGGGCAACGGAUAGUACAAAAUGAAGCCUUUAAUCGAAUUCGAAGAAUGUUUGCGAGACACGCCGAAGUUUCGAUCCUGCAUCGAAGAAGUAGAAGCAAAUGUUGAUUUACUUGAACAAAAGUUAGACAAGGUAUUAAAAAAUUGUAGUCAGAUGAUUGACACUGGGAAACUUUUUGUAGGACAUCAGAGCCAAUUUGCAAAUAGUCUCUGGGAAUUAUCUCUGUAUUUUAAUGAUGAUUCAGAGAUAAUGGCCUUACUGAACAAACUUAUUCAUGCUUUACAAGAAAUGAACAAGUUUCAUACUAUUUUAUUAGAUCAAGCAUCUAGAACUGUAAUUAAAGAUCUUAACUCAUUUGUUAAAAGUGAUAUCAAGAGAGUAAAAGAAUCUCGUCAUUAUUUCGAAAAAAUUUCUGCAGAUUUAGAUAUAGCUUUAAACAGAAAUUCUCAAGUUCCAAAGUCCAGACCUGCAGAAUAUGAAGAAACUUCGAACAUUUUAUCAGCUACCAGAUCCUGUUUCCGGCAUACUGCUUUAGAUUAUAUUCAUUCUUUAACAAUGAUACAGGCACGCAAACGACACGAAAUAUUGGGUACCUUACAUAAUUAUAUGAAUGCGUGCAUUACUUAUUACCAUCAAGGUAGCGAUCUAGCGCAAGAUUUGGAUCCAUUUUUAAAACAACUCGGGGAUAAUUUAAUUAAAAUGAGAGCCGAUUCCGUGAAACUCGAAAAAGAAAUGGAAAAUCGGCAUAUUUACGUUACUAAUAGAGAUUUAAUACCUUCCCCAACACCUGGUAAUCCUAAGAUGGAAGGCUAUCUCUUUAAACGUACCAGUAAUGCGUUUAAAACAUGGAACAGAAGAUGGUUUUGUCUAAGAGAUCAUCAAUUGGUUUAUAGAAAAAGAACUGGUGAUAAUGAUUAUACAAUUAUGGAAGAAGAUCUUCGUCUUUGCACUGUAAAACCAGUGGUUGACUGUGAUAGAAGAAAUUGUUUUGAAGUAUUAAGUCCUACAAAAAGUCACAUAUUACAAGCUGAUAGUGAAGAAGCUUAUUUAGCAUGGGUAACUGCCAUGCAACAAGCAAUUGGUGCUGCCAUUCAAAGAGGAAUGGGUGCUGGUACUAUAAUUAAUAUACGAGAAUCGCAAUCACAAAAUGUUAGAGGAUCAAACAGGCAGCAAACAAAACCUAAGUCAAGAGUAUGGGAACAAAUUUUAAAGAUUGCUGGAAACGAUACUUGUUGUGAUUGUGGUGGUGCUAAUCCAAGAUGGGCCAGUAUCAAUCUUGGAAUUACACUCUGCAUAGAAUGCUCUGGGGUGCAUAGAAGUUUAGGUGUUCAUUACAGUAAGGUUCGUUCAUUGACGUUAGAUGAUUGGGAACCUGAAAUACUGAAAGUAAUGGCAGAGCUUGGAAACACUGUUGUGAACAAUGUUUAUGAAGCUUUGCCAAUCCCUCCUAAUAUUAUUAGAGCUACUCCAAAGUGUAACGGAAAUAUACGUGAAGCUUGGAUAAGAGCAAAAUAUGUAGAACGCAAAUUCGUAAAACCUUUGAGCAAUAUGAUUUCAUCCGGACAGCAUGCAAGCCGCGAUAAGAUGCAUUUUCGCAAAUGGAGUGUCCGUAAAUUGCGCCGUCGACCGCGGAGUUGUGACAAAAUCGAUAAUACUAAUCGUAACAAAACAACGAUGUUAUCAUCUGUAAAAGAGGGUCAUCAUUCAACGAGCUCGGACGAGAGUAAACAUACGUCAAUUGAAAGUUUAAGUUCUGUCGAUAAAGCGAAGAAAGUUGAAAGAAGUUCCUUAAGCUCUGACGAUAGUACGAAUAUGGAUUUAAAGAAUGAAUCUACACUUUACGGGAAAAUCUUAGCACGUUCUCGUAGCGACGCAAAUGAAAGUAAUCUUAAGACUAUCGAUAAUAAUAUGGAAUUUAACAUCGAAAAUGAACAUAAACUUUUAAUUCCUGAAAUCAAGGACAAUACAAUUGCCAUGAAUGAUUCAGAAAAUAAUCUAUCGAUAAAAAAUGAAGUGUCCUUAAACACAGAGAUUUCUGAUGUGAAAGAUGCGUUUGAGAAUAAAGAUGCAGGAACGGAAAAACAAUGUAAAAUAGAAUCCGAUGUAUUGAUGUUCGGAUGUGAUUUACCAAAGCCAACGAUCGAUAAUAGCUUAGAGUUAAGUUCCGAUCAAGAUUCGACUGCUGGCGAGGAUGAAGAAUUCACAGAUGAAGAGGAUAUAGAAAAUUUACACCCUGAAAUGUUGCUUUAUAAAGCUGCUGCUGCGCAUAAUCUUCCUGUAAUGUGCGCAGCUUUAGCAGCUGGUGCUGAUAAAUCAUGGACAAAUGUUAAUGACAGAGGAAGAAAUGCUCUGCAUCAAGCAAUUAUAAGUGGUUCUGUGAUGUCUUGCGAAUAUCUAAUAUUAAAUGGAGCUCGUAUCAAUUGCCAAGAUGCUGAUGGAAAAACACCAUUAUAUUUGGCCACAGAAUUAGGUCACACUGCCCAAGUAUGUUUGCUACUAAAACAUCGCGCGGAUCAGCAUAUCGAGGAUGAAAGUGGUAUAAAACCUUUAUCCAUAGCUGUAAAAGAAGCCAAUGCGGACAUCGUUACAUUAUUAAGACUUGGUCUUUUAAACGAAGAAAUGAAAGAUUCUGAGAUUGGAAUUAGCGGUGAUGAAACUUUCAACGAUGUCGUUCGUGAUUUUAGCCAACUAGCUUGUUCUCAUCCAGAACGAUUGCAACGGCGAAAUGAAAGUAAUAACGCGUCACAACCGCCUGAAUGAGGUUUAAGAAUGUGCAAAGUUUAUUUGCAAAAUUUAAAAAGCAUGCUACAACGUAAAGAGAAUAAGCAGUCUGGUACAUCGAAAAUGUCGUCUUUCAGUUCCUUGCAGGGUAAUAAAAUUGAUUAACGAAGUAAGUAUGAAGUUCGAAGUUUGGCGAUAUAGUAAUUGAAACAAAACAAAGAACCAUUAUGGAACUUGUACACUUUUUACACUUUCUGAUCUCUGUGCGAAAAAAGAUUUAUUAAAAUUUAUUAGCAUUUUGUAUUUCUAAUUAAAGAUAACACACAAAGCUAAAAAACUUUCACAUGUUUUGCGAAAGGAAAUAGAAAGAAGAAAGAAGAAAAUAUUAUAUUUUGCUUAUACGCGAAAUUUAUGCUGUCUAAUGAUAAAAUAUUAAGAUGCC
This is a messenger RNA of Apis laboriosa (Himalayan honeybee), 3262 nucleotides long. RefSeq names its product arf-GAP with coiled-coil, ANK repeat and PH domain-containing protein 2 (gene CenB1A). NCBI's taxonomy places the organism in Eukaryota, Metazoa, Arthropoda, Insecta, Hymenoptera, Apidae. The record is from RefSeq and is a predicted model, not a curated record. The transcript has 12 exons. Bases 121 to 2859 code for a protein of 912 amino acids. Gene Ontology annotation, molecular function: protein binding; GTPase activator activity. Gene Ontology annotation, cellular component: cytoplasm.